Athalia rosae (coleseed sawfly) is the source of this 3713-nucleotide messenger RNA. Its product is annotated as TBC1 domain family member 25. NCBI's taxonomy places the organism in Eukaryota, Metazoa, Arthropoda, Insecta, Hymenoptera, Athaliidae. The coding region runs from base 514 to 3093 and encodes 859 amino acids. Gene Ontology annotation, cellular component: autophagosome. The record is from RefSeq and is a predicted model, not a curated record. Gene Ontology annotation, biological process: activation of GTPase activity; regulation of autophagosome maturation. Gene Ontology annotation, molecular function: GTPase activator activity. The transcript is spliced from 8 exons.
AGCUGUAACAGAAGAAAUGUUUUUUAAUACCGCAGACUUCAUGUCUCGCCUGUGGUGUAAAGCUGUCACUUUUAAUAGUCGAUUUUAACGUGAUAAUCAAAUUUAAUUAAUUUUCGUUCGUACGCUCAUACCGUACGUACGAAUAUUAGAAUGCCAUAUUUAACCACUUAAAAGACGGUGAUGAGUAAACCGUUACUUCCAUAAAUUAUACUUGUUAAAUAAUAAAUUGGACGAGUCCGCAUAACACACACAGAUGCAUAAAUAAUAUAAUUAUUAUACACAGUACAUAACAUAUUCUAUGAGUUCCUCUGUCUUGUUUGUUAUAAAACUGCCAAUUAAGUUAUUUAGAAAGUUACUUUUCAUUAUUACACACUGCUGGUCUACGAGUCGCUGAUCGCAUGUUCCUCGAAUAAUAUUGCAUUACACCACACACUCAGCUAUGAUCCAAAGAUAUUUUCACUCUUAAUUCGUGUACUUUGUACAAGUAUUCACAAGGCUUAAAAAACAUCCACGAUGUCAGGAAUGUUCGGAUGCCCUAGGGAGGCUGUUCGAGUAAAAGUCAAGAAAUGCGAAGCAAGACAUCAGCCAGAAUAUCGAAAGUUCAGUGUUGAUCCACAAAUAACUUCUAUUGAAGUUCUUCAGAGUAUUUUAAUCAAGGCUUUCGAUAUCAAAGGGGAAUUUACCGUAUCGUACCGAGCCAUUGAUGAUUAUGGCUCAGAAACGUAUCUAUUUUUACUAUCUGACUGGGAUUUGGAUGCAGCAUUCAUAAGCGCAUCUGAACCAUACCUAUAUCUUCAAGUUAACUUGAAACCAUUUGGGGAAACUGGAGACUGCGAGUGUGAUUGGGAACAAAAUGUUCAAGAAGUUACGACGAGACACGAUACAGGUUUUCCUUAUCGAACACCAAAAUUACCUGGACUCAUUAUGAACAAGAUGGAAAGAACCUUGAACAUGGUUCAACGAGCACUAGGAAAUCUAGGUGAAGAUUCACAUCAUACGAUUCAACCCCCUCGACCUCCUCUGACCGACGCUGAGUUUCGUAGAUUUUUAGAUCCUAUCGGACAAGUAACUCGAUCCAAAGAACUACGGGCAGUAAUUUAUUUUGGCGGGAUAGAGCCAAGUCUAAGGAAAGUGGUUUGGAAACAUAUUCUGAACGUUUAUCCUGAUGGUAUGUCUGGAAGAGAACGAAUGGACUACAUGAAACGAAAGGCUCAGGAAUAUCAGAACUUGAGAGAAAGGUGGAGAGCCUUAGUGCAAAAAAAUCUGAACGUCGGGGAUCUGGGAUAUGUGACUGGAAUGGUGAGAAAAGACGUACUGCGAACAGACAGGCAUCACAAGUUCUACGGCGGGUCAGACGAUAACCAAAAUACAGCCAGUUUAUUCAAUAUUUUAACAACUUAUGCACUGAAUCAUCCCAGCGUCAGCUAUUGCCAAGGUAUGAGCGAUCUAGCUUCACCUUUGCUCGUUACAAUGAGAGACGAAGCUCAGGCUUACAUCUGCUUAUGUGCUCUGAUGCAGAGAUUAAAAGACAACUUCAUGCUCGAUGGUAUAGCUAUGACCACAAAAUUCGCCCACUUAGCUGAAGGUCUGCAGCAUUACGAUCCUGACUUUUAUGCUUAUUUGAAGUUGCACCAGGCAGACGACCUGCUCUUUUGCUACCGCUGGUUGUUAUUAGAAAUGAAACGAGAAUUUGCUUUGGAAGAUGCUUUGAGAAUGCUCGAAGUCCUUUGGGCUGCUCUACCAGCAUCCCCACCGAACGGGGAACUUUCCCUAGCCGAAGUUUCGUUUCCUCCGGCAUCUCCACCUCCGAGUCCGAACGUUAAACAAAUAAGAGAGAAUGCCUACACUAAAGUUUGCGCUAUAAGGCGCCAGAGUUCCUCAGCAAGUAUUGCAAGUGGCAAAAGGAGAAAUCUGAGCGCGGACGAACCUCCUUUAGAAACAACUAGUGAAAAUGGAGAAUUGAAGAGAUCUACGUCGCCUUACGAAGCAUUCUCUGAACCUGAAUACGAUUUGACCUCUGUAAAAAACAGAAAGAACGCGUCUGGUGAGAAGUACAUGAGCACAGAUUGUCUACCGAAUAAAACAAAGCGAGGUAACUUGCUAGAAUUGAAGGAAAAAUUGUCCGUAGUGAAUAAAGAGAAGAAUGAACAGGGUGAUGGUGAAAAAAAGUGCGCCAGGGUUGUUAAAAACCUCAACGAAUUCCUAAACUUUACAACACUAAACAAGAGCAAAGUAACUCCAAGUGACGAAAGGGAGUUGAGAAGAGUUUCCAGCGAAAGCGGGGUGGUCAGAGUCGUCAGGGAUGAAACAAGCUCUCCUGAUGAUUCCACUGAUUUUUUUCCCAUGACAACUUCCAUGACUAGAGAAUUGAGACUGGAAUUAGAAUCGCUAGAUCGCCAAGUAUUUGGUCCCUCUCCUUUGAGCGAACAACAGUGCGACUGUGUUCUGUCAAAAAGGGAAAGUGAAAUAGUAGAAAGUGAGACAGAAACUGAAGUAGCCAGAUGCAGCCCUGCCGCUGAUGUUUUUGUCUGGGAAAAUCCGUUGCACUCUUUGCAGCAACGUCAUCAUCCUACUACCCCUGAUGAACAAGCUGACUUAGAGUACGAUGGGGAGAUUUUAGAGGAUCAGAAUGGCGUGAAAUCAGUGACACCGAUCAGACUUCUGAAACGUGCAACAAGGUCGGAGUCAGCAUCAGACAGCGAAGGGACGGACAGCUGGAGGCAAAACGAUAAUACAACGACGCAAGAUGUUCUACCUCCACCGAUUCAAGAGCACUGCGAAGAAGCGACCGAGUUAACGAAUCUAAUACCAGCAGGAACUAGUGAGGAUCAAUUGGGAACCAGUUCUUUGCCACCUCCUAGUGAAUUCGGUGGUGGAAAUCCAUUUCUCAUGUUUCUGUGCAUAACACUGUUACUCCAACACCGUGAUUUUGUAAUGCGUAAUCAAAUGGAUUAUAACGAGAUGGCUAUGCAUUUUGACAAGAUGGUCAGACGGCAUAACGUGGCAAGAGUAUUAAAUCAAGCUAGACAAUUAUUUGCUGGUUAUUUGAGAAGACAUUCAGCAAGUGGAAGACAAGAUUACGUUAAUGUUUAAAAAUAAAAAAUGAUUUCGGUGAUAAUUAUAAACAGGUAUUAAAAAGCGAGGCAAACGGGUUCUCAAGCUUGAUAUCGUCGUAAGAAUUAUUACAUAUUCAAUGUUCUUACAUAUGUACUUAAUUUUCAUUCAACUGCGUAUGUAAUUAAUCCAUGAAUCAUCAACUCAAAUUUCAUGUUCAGUAGUUUAGUUGAAAGGUGUAAAUUUUCAUACGAAACUAAGGUUCGUAGAGGCAGAACAUCACGCGGAGCGCCUAUCCUUUCACUACAUCGUUUUAAAUUUUGACCUAAAUAUAUAUAAACAUACAACUAUAUUUUGAAAAUUAUAUUCAAGAAAUUUACCUAAUCACAAAUAAUAUCGAUUACAAUUACAUUUUGCCGUCAGCUUUGGUUAUAUUGAAUAAAUUUUUUACGUUGAGUUUGUAAGAUAUUUAUUAGAAGAUGCUAUCGUAACUUUAUCUUACGCAAAAAAAAAAAAAGGAAAAAACUGUGCAUGCAGACAAUAAAUUGCAUUGAAAUUUCAUUUAUUUCGCGUAGCACUAGACCAAUAAUGUAAAUACUUACGCGUACACAAUAAAUUACAAACUUUCCUCUGCUAUAAAUAAAAUCAAUUCAAAGAUA